AUGCCAAAAACUAAACCGAUCGUGCUUUCAGCAAGCACUAUUUCUAAUCUAGCAUCUGAGUCAUUCGAAGACCCAUCGCGAGGCGAGGUGUCGUGGCGCACGCUUUUCACGCAGCCAAAGACCCCAACAAACAACCUCUCUGCGGGGAUCGCUGUCUGUCCAGGAUACUCUGGAUACCUAUGCAGUCAUCACCAUGCUCAGGCCGAGAUAUACUACAUCCUUCAGGGCCGAGGAGUCGUGACGAUCGAGGGAAUACACCACAAAGUUGAGAAAGGAUGUGCAGUGUUCAUCCCGGGUGAUAUGGAACACUCGGUUACGAAUGCUGAGGAGGAAGAGCUCCAAUGGCUCUAUAUCUUUCCAGAAACCAAAUUUAGUGAUGUUGUGUAUCACUUUUCCGGAAGUGGGAGGCCGAAGCUAUAG
Aspergillus bombycis is the source of this 420-nucleotide messenger RNA. Its product is annotated as cupin domain-containing protein. The transcript has a single exon. Bases 1 to 420 code for a protein of 139 amino acids. The record is from RefSeq and is a predicted model, not a curated record. NCBI's taxonomy places the organism in Eukaryota, Fungi, Ascomycota, Eurotiomycetes, Eurotiales, Aspergillaceae.